Oryzias latipes (Japanese medaka) is the source of this 2468-nucleotide messenger RNA. RefSeq names its product VPS37A subunit of ESCRT-I (gene vps37a). NCBI's taxonomy places the organism in Eukaryota, Metazoa, Chordata, Actinopteri, Beloniformes, Adrianichthyidae. Gene Ontology annotation, biological process: ubiquitin-dependent protein catabolic process via the multivesicular body sorting pathway; protein targeting to membrane; protein targeting to vacuole. The record is from RefSeq and is a predicted model, not a curated record. Gene Ontology annotation, cellular component: ESCRT I complex.
CGUUUUACGUCAAUUUCCUGUCAGGCGUGAGACGUAAAUAAGUUGGCCAAGCUGCUAUUUAAGCUAAACUCUCCUUUUCUAUGAAUAUCAACAACGUCGUUGUCGUAAACGGUCAGGAGACACACAGGAAGUGACGUGUUUGUUCUUAGAGCAGGUCAUGCCGGCAGACUCUCGAACGUAAAGAGAAAGUAGAAAGCUUGGUGGGAACGCCGACGCCGCUCAGCCUGCUAACAGGAGUUAGCAUCACACAUCCUCAGCGCGCGCGCUCAUGCUGACUGCGCCGCCGGCCUUCACGCGCCGCUCCCCGUCUCAGCCCGCGGCUCCCCCCGCAGAGAAUGAACUGGCUUUUCUCCGCGUCCAAAGGCUCCGGGCCGCUGCCGGUGAGCAGCCUGCAGCAGCAGAGACAGCGGCAGGUCGAGUCCCUCAAAGCCGCUCACCCCAGUGUGGCAGAAAUCCAGAAGGAUGUGGAGUACAGAAUACCGUUCACAGUCAACAACUCCACCAUUAGUGUCAACAUUUUGCUGCCACAGCAAUUCCCACAGGAAAAGCCAGUGGUUAGUGUCUACCCCCCUGUGGGGCAUCAUUUAGUGGACAGCAACAAUGGAACCAUGAUCUCAAGCCCUCUCAUCACAAAUUUCGGGAUGCACUCUGAUCUGGGUAAAGUGAUUCAGAGUCUCCUUGAUGAAUUCUGGAAGAGUCCUCCUGCGCUGAUGUCCAGCAGCUCUGCUGGAUUUCCAUACAGCGGUCUGUACAAACCAGCAGGCAUCCCCCCCUACCCCGCUCAGGCUUUCCACUACAGUCCUCACCAUGUGGGGCCCGGUCAGACUCCGUCUCCGGGUCCGGGACCAGUUCCAGCACCGGCCCCCAUGUCACAUACAGGAGUGGAUAUGGUUCAUGGGCCCCCUCGAGCUGUGGCCCCAUAUGGACUGAUAACAGAUCUGCCAUUGCCGGUUCCAACUGGAGAAUCCCAGGCCGGACUAAACGGACACAUGUACAAGAUGCCUGAGAUUCCCGAGACGUUCCCAGAACUUCCUGACAUGAAUCUGAACCAGUUGUCGGACAUGUCUGAAAACGAGGACGUCCUGCUGGAGUUCUUCGUGAGGUUGCCACAGUUCAAACAAGUCACGGGUGAUAAAGAGGAGCUGAUCAGCAGCAUAGUAGACAUGGCCAAGAAAAACCUCCAGAUGGAACCACAGCUAGAAGACAAGAGACAGGAGAUGCUGAACAAGUAUGAGCAGCUGACGCAGAUGAAGACGGCCUUUGAGAUGAAGAUGCAGAGACAGCAUGAGCUCAGCGAGAGCUGCAGCUUGAGCACGCUGCAGGCCCGCUUAAAAGUCGCCGCCCACCAGGCUGAGGAGGAGUCGGAGGACACGGCAGAGAACUUCCUGGAGGGGGGCAUUGAAAUUGAUGAGUUCCUGACUAGCUUCAUGGAGAAGAGAACGCUCUGUCACAGCAGAAGGGCCAAAGAGGAGAAGCUGCAGCAGUGCAUCAACACACACGGACCUUUUCCUGUCGGUGACUAGAGCACCAGCUUUCAUGCUUUAUCGUCCAAAUGCUGCCAGUGAGGAAAGGACUGCACUGGAGCUGGAAGACUCUGAGGUCUGCAGAAACAGGAAGAGAAGGAUGGCAGUGAGAACAUCUCAGAAGGAAAGAGGGUCAUCAGGAGGCAGAACAGCAGCCAUACGUGAGGGUGACCCCACUGUGGAAUGAGCACGCUGUAGAGGGCUUUUUGAUUGGACGUCUUAGUCUAGUUUGCUUUUGGGAUUUGAUCACACUGAGCUGCUGGCCUCAAUGCCACAGCGUUCACAUAAGGUUUGUUUGGUUUUCUCAUGAUCAGGAUGAAAUUCUUCCUGCUAGUGUGUCGUCUUCUCUCAGCUUUGUAGAUUCCAACGUUUUAACGGCAGAACGAUGGAAAUGUUUGCUUUUGCACUUUGAGGGUCUCCUGAACCAGUUUCUGUGCGUUUGGUGAAGAUCAUGGGGCUUAACGUGUUGAAGCGGGGGCUUCAUGACCUGCUGGGGCAGCCCCCCCCCUUCACCCUGCAGGAGACGUGGAUGAAGGGAUGGAUGCAUGUGGACGGGGUACUCGGUUACUCUGCUAAAGAAAUGGGGUUCAAAGGGUUUUUAUUGGCUAAAGCCCAAACAUGUACGUUUUUGUCAUGAAAAUCAUCUGAGUUCGUGGGACUCGAACGUCGCCCACAUGGCCGUCUCCUUUACUUUAGGAUGUCUGUGUGGAUGCAAACACGCCGAACGCCUCCUCCUGAUGCACAGUGACGGUUGAUCUCUUUGUGGUUACCAGCCACAAACAAAUGGGAUACGGUUAAGUAUUUGAAGGUUGAAGUAAUACUCGAGUGACAUUGGAUACUGUAUUGAAAUGUUAAUAAUAGACUAUAUUAUGAUCAAUUUCAGACACCUUGUAUUAUAUGUUCUUAUUUAAUCUGUUGGCAUAAUAAAGCAUUUAGAAUAAGGCU